AUGGCAGUCUUCCCGCCCUUGCAGGAGAAAGGAGAGGACGCUGUGGGCCCGCAGGGCAAGGUUGCUUCCAUCCAUCCAGAAUGCAAGAUUUUCCAGCAGGUUAUGAAAGAUGAGGCUCAGUGUUUAGGAAAAAACCACUCUCUUUCACCAGAUUUUACAGGGUGCGCCGGUGUUUGGGACGGGCUGAGCUGCUGGCCGCAAGCCACCUUUGGAGAGGUUGUGACAGUCUCGUGUCCAGGAUUUUUUGAAGAAAUCACCAAUAUACAAGGGUUCCUACACAGAAAUUGUACGCCGGGAAAUUACUGGUCUGAGCCAUUCCCACCAUACUCUGUUGCCUGUGGAUUUGAAGACAGUUUAACAAAAGGACCAGAAGAUCAGAAAUCAUACUAUUCAGCAUUCUGGUACAUCUACACCACCGGCUAUGCAACAUCUCUGGUUUCGCUCUUUACUGCUCUUCUCAUCUUUACCUUAUUUCGAAAAUUCCACUGCACCCGGAAUUACAUUCACACACAUUUGUUUGUCUCGUUUAUCCUGAGGGCAGCGGCCAUUUUCACCAAAGAUGCCAUUUUGUUCUCAGAUGACAGCAUGGACCACUGCCUGAUGUCAACAGUGCUGUGCAAGGCUGCCGUAGCUUUCUUCCAGCUCAGCAUUUUAGCCAACUUCUUUUGGCUGUUGGUUGAAGGCCUGUAUCUGCAAACCUUGCUGAUCUUGACCUUUGUGUCUGACAAACAGUACGCAUGGAAGUUCGUCCUGAUCGGUUGGGGUGCUCCCCUGACCAUUACAUCAGCAUGGAUUCUGGCCAGAAUUUACCAGCAGAACACUGGAUGCUGGGAUGAUGAGGAAGAGAGCUCUGCUGUGCUGUGGAUUAUCAAGGGACCCAUCUUGUUUACAGUAUUGGUGAACUUCAUUAUUUUCCUGAACGUCAUUCGAAUUUUGGUACAGAAAUUAAAAUCUUCAGAGGCUGGAGGAAGACAUCCAAGGCAUUUCGUGAGACUGGCAAAAUCCACUCUAUUCCUCAUCCCUCUCUUUGGGGCACAUUAUGUUGUCUUUGCCUUCUUUCCGGAGGGUACUGGGACGGAUGCCAGAUUGUACAUUGAACUCGGCUUGGGCUCUUUUCAGGGCUUUUUUGUUGCCCUUCUGUAUUGUUUCUUGAACGGAGAGGUCCAGACUGAGUUCAAGAAGCACUUGCGCAAGUGGCACUACCAACAUUACCUUAGCUUCACACGAAAGCAUCGGAGCCUCUCUGGAGACAACAGUCCAGUCAAUUAUGUCACACAGUUAUCCCUGCUGGACCGGCUCAGCCCCCAGAGGAGCAACUGUCAGAAUGGCUCCUCCUCUGUCUGA
Eublepharis macularius is the source of this 1344-nucleotide messenger RNA. RefSeq names its product vasoactive intestinal polypeptide receptor 1-like. Bases 1 to 1344 code for a protein of 447 amino acids. The record is from RefSeq and is a predicted model, not a curated record. The transcript is spliced from 13 exons. Gene Ontology annotation, cellular component: plasma membrane. Gene Ontology annotation, biological process: adenylate cyclase-modulating G protein-coupled receptor signaling pathway; cell surface receptor signaling pathway. Gene Ontology annotation, molecular function: vasoactive intestinal polypeptide receptor activity; peptide hormone binding; G protein-coupled peptide receptor activity. NCBI's taxonomy places the organism in Eukaryota, Metazoa, Chordata, Lepidosauria, Squamata, Eublepharidae.